Guillardia theta CCMP2712 is the source of this 1527-nucleotide messenger RNA. RefSeq lists its product as hypothetical. The transcript is spliced from 9 exons. Gene Ontology annotation, molecular function: calcium ion binding. The coding region runs from base 1 to 1527 and encodes 508 amino acids. NCBI's taxonomy places the organism in Eukaryota, Cryptophyceae, Pyrenomonadales, Geminigeraceae. The record is from RefSeq and is a predicted model, not a curated record.
AUGGCAUCAAGACAUGACCUGAUGCAAGGAAUGAUCCAAAAAUUGAAGAACGACAGAACCCAUAACAAAGUUCCGUCAGACUUCCUUGACGUAGAUGAAUUCGAGAGCAUCUCAGGACCUAGGAAGGAGGAGAACGUUUUCAGCAAGGGCGAUAGAGUACAUAUCUUCGGGUUGAAGAAUGCAAGGCAGUACAAUGGUCAAGUGGGCACCGCAGUGAAGGAAGAACAAGACAGCAAGUGGCUUGUUCGAUUGGACGACGGGAACGAGAUCAUGGUGAGGGAGAAGAACUUAAGUCUGCCCGUGUUCAACGCGAAUGAUGCUUCAAGACAUCAUCACUCGAGCCGUCACCAUGAGACCGAGGCGUCAAGAUCGCAGCCUCAGCAAGGGCCCAGCUCGCGAUUCUUGAAUCAGAAGGCCGAGGGAGGGAACACUCCCAAAGAAGAGCUUCCAAGUAGCCGAAUCCCUGGAUGCAGCAACUUUGAUGCGAGCACGGGGAGAAACGUCCCCUUCUCCUUCCGCGACCAAGAGCGAGCACGAGACGACUUUGACGUCGCGUUCAAGAGAGAUGCUCUGCCGGAGGAAGUGAAGAUGAAGUUUCCCGUCUCAUCGAGAGCUGUUGUGAUUGGGUUGAAGACGGCAACAGAGAUCAACGGGAGGACGGCAAGUAUCAUCGGAUAUGACGACGAUAGAGUGAUAGUCAAGGUUGAAACCGCCAGCGAGUUCGGAUCAGCAAGUCAGAGCAAGAUCAUCAAGGUUCUUCAUUCUCCUUCGCUCUUCAAGGCUCUUGUCUCACCCCCUGAACCUCCUCAGGUGCGGCCGAAGCAUCUCCAGGCGCUCGCAGAUUUCUUCAAUGACGGCAACGAGGACAAGGCAAGAAGUCCUCUCCGUACCCGAUCUUCCGACAGGAGGAUCGGUGCCAAGAAGCUCGAGCUGCUGACUGGACCUGGAGAGCAGAAUGCUGAGGAGGGCUUCCAGGGUACGGCGAGGAGGGAUGCGCGACCUGGACAGGUCGUCCGUGAAGUGACCGACAUGGUUGAUCAGUACAAGGCGGAGGAGGACGAGGCUGCCAAGGAGCUUCUCCGCACGAUCGCUUCCAAGAUCGUCGAGGCGUUCGACAACCACGGGCUGUUGAAGGAAAUUUUCUCGGUGAUAGACGAAGACAAGACGGGCCUGAUAACGCACCCCAAGAUGACAAAGUUCAUUGUAAAACAUCCAAAGGUGGCUGAGCGCCUUGGCUUCCCUUCUGUGGUCCCACUCGAACCCAGCGACCCGCGCAGGCUGGAGUAUCGCAGAAUCUUCUCACGAAUGGAUGUCAAUCAUAGUGGAAUGAUCUCCCUCGUUGAAUUUCUCGGUUACUACGGAUAUGGUGACUGGGCAAGUGACUCAGCCAGAGAAGAAGUCGAUGAAGAUGAAUUCCUGGCAAGGUUUGGCUUCGGCCCCUUCGCCGACCCUGAGCUGCAGGUCCGCAUGGAUCGCCUCAAGUACGAGGCGCAUAAAUCUCCUCGAGCCCGACGAGCGAGGUCAUGA